AUUUCUCUUGAUAGCAACAAAAGCUCUCUUCGCCCAAAUCUGAUUCUCCAUCCUCUUUCUUUGAGAAGCCUCUCUAGCAACAAAGAUGCAGGACAACACAAACAAUGGUGCAUUUUUCUCUUUUGGGAAUGACGACAUCAACCUCUUUCAUCGAGACCAAGGCGAUCUAUAUAGCAUAGUGAAUCAAUCAAAUUCUUUGAGGAAUUCAAUCCGUGCCUCAGAACUUAAUGCUUCAUUCAAUGAAGCUGACAAACGGAGCCAUUCAACUAAUGUAGUUGAUCAUGGUUUUCAUAAAAAGGUUGAUACAGAAGCUGAGAUACUUGCUCUUUUCAAGGAUGAGGACAUCAGCACCAUUUUUCCAGACUUGCCUGAUCUAGAUGAUAUGCUCCAGGAAACAAUUCUUUCAAGAUUUCAUGAUGAAGCUGGACCAGAAGAGAACAAGCAAUAAUUGGCACGAUCCAUUGUCAAGAUAAUUAUGCAUGGCGUUUACAAAAUCAGCAUAGCUUCUAAUUCACUCUUCAGAUUUGCAUUUAUGGACAUAGUUUGGACAUGAUAUCUAGAGACCAAGGAUUUCGUCAUCCUGCAAAUUUCAACCUCAAAGUCUAUGUUGGUCCUGGGGGAAGAAGGGGGUCAAUGGAUACUCAAAUAUUUAAAGAAGAAAAAAAUUGCCUUACAAUUUUGCAGGCAUAUUUUACAAGCUGUAUGUAACUUCUUAUGUUGCAGAUUUUGAGGCAUUUAGAGUUUUCCCCAAUUUUAUAAGUUUUAAACACUUGCCUAUAUAAGGUGGCCUGGCUGGAAAGUAGACCUUGAAUUUGAUCAAUAAUAUUUUG
This is a messenger RNA of Phoenix dactylifera (date palm), 830 nucleotides long. The record is from RefSeq and is a predicted model, not a curated record. Lineage: Eukaryota; Viridiplantae; Streptophyta; Magnoliopsida; Arecales; Arecaceae.